Molecule: messenger RNA, 254 nt
Organism: Tinamus guttatus (white-throated tinamou)
Lineage: Eukaryota; Metazoa; Chordata; Aves; Tinamiformes; Tinamidae
Source: RefSeq, a predicted model, not a curated record
AUGCCUGGCCGUGGAGCCCUUCGCCCGCUGCUGCUCGCGCUGUGCGGUGUCCUGCUCCCCGCCGUGCUAGCAGCCUUCCCGCCGCGCACCGCCGAGGCCGAGGACACCACCCGCCUGCACCGCCUCGACGCCAGCGACGGGUCCCUGGGGCCUGGAGCCAUCGGUGCCAUCGUCAUCGCCUCCCUCCUGGGCACCUCCGUGCUGGUGGCCCUGGUCGUCAUUACCCUGAGGAAGUUCUCAGCUUCCUGAAGCAA